CCCCAGGGGAAGGAGCUCUAUUUGGAGAUUGCUUCCUUGGGAGUGUUUGAGUAGCCUUGAUCCUUGGAAAAGGAGACAUAGCUGUAUGAACUGAACCUGACUGUGUUGUUAUACUUCUGUGAAGAUGUGAAAAUGGACCAGCUCUGACAGACCAGUCCUCUGGGCUAGUAUUAGAAAGCUGUACCAGCAGCCAGCCAGUCUCCAGUAUCAGCUAUGGCAACCCAUGUGUGAAGCUGAUGCCUUCAAACCAUUUCCUAUAGAUGAGGCAUAGCGCAUGUUGUGGUAUUUAUGAGCCGCCAUUUGUUGUACUAUUGUGGUGAACCUACCCUGGAUGUGAAGAUUGCCUUUUGUCAGGGAUUUGGGAAACAAGUGGAUGUGUCAUACAUUGCCAAGCAUUACAACAUGAGCAAAAGCAAAGUUGACAACCAGUUCUACAGCGUGGAAGUGGGUGACUCGACCUUCACUGUUCUCAAGCGCUACCAGAACUUGAAACCAAUUGGCUCUGGGGCUCAGGGAAUAGUUUGUGCUGCAUACGAUGCCAUCCUUGAUAGAAAUGUGGCCAUUAAGAAGCUCAGCAGACCAUUCCAGAACCAAACCCACGCCAAGCGUGCUUAUAGAGAGCUGGUCCUCAUGAAGUGUGUGAAUCACAAAAAUAUUAUCAGUUUAUUAAAUGUCUUCACGCCACAGAAAUCUCUGGAGGAGUUCCAGGAUGUUUACCUGGUGAUGGAGCUGAUGGAUGCCAACCUGUGCCAGGUGAUUCAGAUGGAGCUAGACCAUGAGCGAAUGUCCUACCUGCUGUACCAAAUGCUCUGCGGCAUCAAGCACCUGCACUCUGCAGGAAUUAUUCACAGGGAUUUAAAACCAAGUAACAUUGUGGUAAAGUCUGACUGCACGCUGAAGAUUUUGGAUUUCGGGCUGGCCAGGACCGCGGGCACCAGCUUCAUGAUGACUCCGUACGUGGUGACACGGUACUACAGAGCACCGGAGGUCAUCCUGGGAAUGGGCUACAAGGAGAACGUGGAUAUAUGGUCUGUGGGAUGCAUUAUGGGAGAAAUGGUUCGCCACAAAAUCCUCUUUCCAGGAAGGGAUUAUAUUGACCAGUGGAAUAAAGUCAUAGAGCAGUUGGGAACGCCCUGCCCAGAGUUCAUGAAGAAGCUGCAGCCAACAGUACGGAACUAUGUGGAGAACCGGCCCAAGUAUGCUGGCCUCACCUUUCCCAAACUGUUUCCUGAUUCUCUCUUCCCAGCUGACUCAGAACACAACAAACUCAAAGCCAGCCAAGCUCGGGACCUGCUGUCCAAAAUGCUGGUUAUUGAUCCGGCCAAGCGCAUAUCGGUGGAUGAGGCCCUGCAGCACCCAUACAUCAACGUCUGGUACGACCCCGCCGAGGUGGAGGCGCCACCCCCCCAGAUCUAUGACAAGCAGCUGGACGAGCGGGAGCACACCAUUGAGGAGUGGAAAGAACUCAUCUACAAAGAAGUAAUGAAUUCUGAAGAAAAAACGAAAAAUGGCGUAGUAAAAGGGCAGCCGUCUCCUUCAGGUGCAGCAGUGAACAGCAGCGAGAGCCUCCCCCCAUCCUCAUCGGCCAACGACAUCUCCUCCAUGUCCACGGAUCAGACGCUGGCGUCCGACACGGACAGCAGCCUGGAAGCGUCGGCGGGGCCACUGGGGUGCUGCAGGUGACUAGCCGCCUGCCUGCGGAACCCCGCCUUCUUCAGGGGGUGACGGCGUCCAGAGGGAAAGCAACAGAGCUAAGGGACGGAGGGAAAUAAAAUGCACAGAUUUAAACGAAACAAACAAAUCUUUUCCGCCUGCUUCUCCUACAGAGCUAUGUAAUGCAGCUCAGCUCAAGUGUGUAUGUAACUCAUAGUUGCUCUGCUUCGGUCUUCUGACGA
Phasianus colchicus (ring-necked pheasant) is the source of this 1895-nucleotide messenger RNA. The record is from RefSeq and is a predicted model, not a curated record. Lineage: Eukaryota; Metazoa; Chordata; Aves; Galliformes; Phasianidae.